UUUUCGAUCUACUUUUUCUGGGAGACGCAGCGGCAGCAGUCUGUGUGUGUUGCUAACAGAGGAGCCGUCCGGAGACCAGCUUUAAACCAUGAGACCGCUUUUACUCGGAGUGCUGGGCUGCUCCCUGGUCCUGUCUGUCCAAGCCUUUUACUCAGCCAGUGAUGAUGUUAUUGAGCUCACCCCCUCUAACUUCAACAAGGAGGUGAUCCAGAGUGACAGUCUGUGGCUGAUUGAGUUUUAUGCUCCCUGGUGUGGCCACUGUCGAAAUCUAACUCCUGAUUGGAAGAAGGCGGCCACUGCCCUCAAGGGUAUUGUCAAGGUUGGUGCCGUAGAUGCAGACCAGCACAAGUCACUGGGUGGCCAGUAUGGCAUCAAAGGUUUCCCCACCAUCAAGAUCUUUGGAGCCAAUAAAAACAAGCCAGAGGAGUACCAAGGAGGACGCAGUAGCCAGGCCAUCGUGGACGGAGCCAUGGGCGCUUUACGCGCUCUGGUGAAAGAGAGGAUGAGCGGCAGGUCAGGCGGCUCUGGCUCCAAGCAGAGUGCCGGUGGCAGUAAGCAGGACGUGGUCGAGCUCACCGAUGACAACUUUGACAAGCUGGUGCUGGAGGGCGAUGAGGUGUGGAUGGUGGAGUUCUUCGCCCCCUGGUGUGGACACUGCAAGAACCUGGAGCCGGAGUGGGCAGCUGCAGCCUCAACCGUCAAGGAGCAGACCAAGGGCAAAGUUCGCCUCGGAGCUGUGGAUGCUACUGUGCACCAGACUGUGUCCAGCCGCUACGGGAUCCGCGGAUUUCCCACUAUCAAGAUUUUCCGUAAAGGCGAGGAGCCCGAAGACUACCAAGGAGGCCGCUCCCGUAAUGACAUCGUCGAGAGGGCUUUGGAUCUGUUCUCUGAUAACGCCGCUCCUCCUGAGAUGCUGGAGAUCCUCAGUGAAGACGUCCUGAAGAAGACCUGUGAGGACAGUCAGUUGUGUAUAAUCGGUGUCCUGCCACACAUCCUGGACACAGGAGCAUCAGGUAGAAAUGGCUACCUGGAGGUGAUGAUGAAGAUGGCUGAGAAAUACAAGAAGAAGAUGUGGGGCUGGCUGUGGACUGAGGCUGGAGCUCAGAUGGAGCUGGAGGCCGCUCUGGGUAUCGGUGGAUUUGGCUACCCCGCCAUGGCCGCCAUCAACACACGCAAGAUGAAGUUCGCUCUGCUGAGGGGCUCCUUCAGCGAGACUGGCAUUCAUGAGUUCCUCAGGGAGCUUUCUGUGGGCCGCGGAUCAACCGCCACACUGGGGGGUGGAGCCAUGCCAAAGAUUCACGCGGUUGAAGCCUGGGACGGUAAAGAUGGGCAGCUUCCUGUGGAGGAAGAGUACGACCUCAGCGAUGUGGACCUGGACGAUGACUUUGAUAAAGAUGAGCUAUGAGCCCAAACGAGGAAGGAUCUAAUCCAGACUGGCUUGGUUGGAUCUGGUCUGGUCUGGUCUGGUCCUGUGCAACCCGCCUCCCCUCUCCUGUGGACGAAUGGGAGGCCCGGUCGCUCAGUUACUGAAAUAAUCCAGAAAAGACAUAUGAGAGACACCUGCAGUUUCUCACAUCAUCUUUGUCUGUCACACGGGGACAGGA
Plectropomus leopardus (leopard coralgrouper) is the source of this 1604-nucleotide messenger RNA. It is a transcript of the gene pdia6, whose product is annotated as protein disulfide isomerase family A, member 6. Gene Ontology annotation, cellular component: endoplasmic reticulum lumen. NCBI's taxonomy places the organism in Eukaryota, Metazoa, Chordata, Actinopteri, Perciformes, Serranidae. The record is from RefSeq and is a predicted model, not a curated record. Gene Ontology annotation, biological process: response to endoplasmic reticulum stress. Gene Ontology annotation, molecular function: protein disulfide isomerase activity; protein-disulfide reductase activity.